AUGACCAAAAUCGACUACCUUCAGGAGAUGUUCCAGAGAAAGGACUUUGUUGAUCGCUAUAAGUAUAGCGAGAGACUGACUGGAAUGUAUGCGCAAACCCUGGUCGACUUCUCCAGCGUAGCUCAGCCCGGACAGAAACCAUUGGUGGUCCUGGAUAACGCUUGCGGGCUGGGAGCUGUCUCGAGUGCACUGCAGCACACGUUGGACGACGAGGCAAAGAGAAAUUGCCACUUGACCUGCGGGGAUCUGUCCGAUGGCAUGCUGGAAUAUGCUAAAUUGAGGGCCCAGGAGGAAGGGUGGUCCAAUGCUGACAUAAAGCUGGUGGAUGCGCAGCAGACGGGUCUUCCAGACGCGCAUUAUACGCAUGUUUUUGUCUCAUUUGGCUUCCAGAGCUUCCCAGACCCCGAACCCGCUUUGAAAGAAUGCUUCAGGGUGCUUCAACCAGGAGGUAUCCUUGCCAGUUCCACAUGGCAACAGUUCAAUUGGAUCACCGUCCUAAAGUCCGCCAUCGACACAAUGCCAGGAGACCUCCCGUUCCCAACAUCGGCGGAAUUUCUUGCAUAUCACAAUAUCGGCUGGGAUUCGGAGUCAAAUGUCCAAUACUUGUUUGCGGAAGCGGGGUUUCAAGACGUUAAAGUCGCAGCUGUGCCAAAGCAGCAGUUGUUCCCUAUUGGCGACUUUGUCGAGGUCUGCAAGAUGAUUCUGCCAUUUGUGCUAAGUAAGGUCUGGACUAAGGAGCAGCGAGAGUUAUAUGAGAAGGAUGUCCCGGCGGUGUUGCUUCGGUAUCUGGAAGAGACCUAUGGGAAGGAUGGGCAGGUGUCUCUGGAGGCAGUAGCACUCAUCACGACAGGCUGCAAGCCUUGA
Messenger RNA from Aspergillus clavatus NRRL 1, 864 nucleotides. It is a transcript of the gene gtmA, whose product is annotated as gliotoxin thiomethyltransferase. Lineage: Eukaryota; Fungi; Ascomycota; Eurotiomycetes; Eurotiales; Aspergillaceae. Bases 1 to 864 code for a protein of 287 amino acids. The record is from RefSeq and is a predicted model, not a curated record. The transcript has 4 exons. Gene Ontology annotation, molecular function: S-adenosylmethionine-dependent methyltransferase activity.